ACUAACUUGAAUCCUCCUGAAGUGGAGUCCAAACAAGCGUGCAUGCUCUGCCUCUUCCAUGUCCAAACUCCUAACAAUGGCAACACUGUCGUUCACAUCUCUGAACUCUACAUGUACCUAUUUAAGCCAUUGCACACACGUACAGACGCCAACAGUCCAACACCGGCCAGUAUCAGCACAAGCGAAGAGUAAGCCAUGGGCACCUUCCUAGGCCACUUCCUCCCCGGCCUGGCCUUCGCCAUCCUCGGCGUGUGGCACACGCUCAACACCGUCAGGGCCUACAAGCUCAAGGGCGCCUCCGGGUUCCGCUCCGCCACCUGGUUCCCCUUCCCGUCGCCUCUGCCAGGCCUGAGGCACCUGGAGCUCUACCUCCUGCUCUCCUUCUCCGUGCUCGCCAUCGUCGACCAGCUCGUCGACUUCCCCAUCCUCGCGCUCUCCCUCCAGCCGGACAGCCUCGAGCACGCCACCAUGUACCUCCACCUCUCCGUUUACGCGUCCGUGGCGCUGGCCGUCGACCUCACGUGGCGCCGCGACGCGCUUGGGGACGUGGUGGCUGCGCUCGCCGCGUCGGUAUUCGGGCAGGAGCUGUUCCUGCUCCGGUUUCACUCCGCGGACCACGCCGGCCUCGAGGGCCACUACCACUGGCUGCUGCAGCUAGUGGUGGCGGCCUCCCUCGUCGCCACGGCCGCCACGGCCGUCCUGCCAAGGAGCUUCGCCGUGGCGGUGGUGAGGUCAGCGUCCGUGCUGCUCCAGGGCAUGUGGUUCAUGGUCAUGGGCUUCGCGCUGUGGGUCCCGGCACUCGUGCCGACGGGGUGCCACGGCGUUGAUCAGGGAAGCGCCGCCAUGCAGAGCGCGGUGGCGUGCUCGACGGAGGAUGCGGCGCGGAGGGCGGUCGUGAUGGCCAACCUUCAGUUCAGCUGGGCGCUCGCCGCGGUGUGGGUCGUGACGGCGUACCUGUGCCUCAGGGUGGAUUGCCGGUGCUUGGAGUACAGGCAGCUUCAGCCGCCAGCCGGCGACGGCGGUGCCCUCAUCGUCGACGGGGACGCGCCGCAGAAGCGCGUGUUUCCCGUUGCAGAGCAGGUGUAGAAGAUACUAGAAAGCAUAUGUCGCAUGCAAAACUAGUUGCUCACGGUCACUUGUAAGUACACUGAAGUGUGUGUACCUGUUACACGUACUGAUCACCUGUGCGAUGGGCUGUCUGGGCCUAAGUUUAGUUGGGCCCUUAGGUUCAGUCCAUCCAGUGAAGAUGUCCCUAGGGCCUCAUGUAGUGCACCUCAAAAAUAAAGGUAAUACUAUUUUAA
Molecule: messenger RNA, 1301 nt
Organism: Phragmites australis (common reed)
Lineage: Eukaryota; Viridiplantae; Streptophyta; Magnoliopsida; Poales; Poaceae
Exons: 1
Coding region: 196-1086 (296 amino acids)
Source: RefSeq, a predicted model, not a curated record